Messenger RNA from Acanthosepion pharaonis, 1005 nucleotides. The record is from the annotation of a GenBank genome assembly. Lineage: Eukaryota; Metazoa; Mollusca; Cephalopoda; Sepiida; Sepiidae.
AUGAGCGUGAAUAUUAUCAUUUUCACUCGAUCAGUUUACUGUAUGUUAACACUAACCAUCCCAUUCAUUGCAUUUACGGCUGCAGUAACUGCAACUAUCGGACGGACGAACCGGAUAUCGACACUGGCCGACUUUUUCCUCUUUUCAAUUUCAUUUCUCUCUCUCCCCUCUCUCUCUCUCCCUCUCUCUCUCUCCCUCUCUCUCUCUCCCUCUCUCUCCCUCUCUCUCUCUCGCUCGCUUUUUCUCACUGUUUCUCUCUCGUUUCUUCCCAUGUUCAUCCACUUUUACGAAUUUCUUUUUACUUCUUUCGCCCUUUUUCUUCUUUUUUUUUUUCUUUGUCGUCGUAGUUUUCUUCUUCCUCUUCUUUUUUUUUUUACUUUUGUAGGCCCUUUUCCUAGUUUUCUUCUCCUUCAUCCACGUCAUCUUCUCCUUCUCCAUCCUCACGUGUUCUUUUUCCUAAUCUUCAUUUCAACGGAUCGCUAUUUUCUUUUCUUUUUCUUCUUUCGCUCUGUUUUUCUUUCUCUUCCUCAGUCUUACAUUAGCUUUCAUUUUCAUAUUCUUCCACCCUUUCUCUUCUUUUCUUUUCUUUUUUUUUUCUUCUAUCUCUGCACUUUUUUCUUUUUUUUUCUCAUACACCUCACCUUCGGGGGGGCGAUCCGCUUUUACGUAUUUCUUUUAAUUCAUUCACCCUUUUUAUUCUUUUUUAUUUUCUUUCUCAUCCUAUUUUUCUACUUCUUCUUUUUUCUCUUACAAGCCCUUUUCCUUUUCCUUCAUCCACGUCACAUUCGCUUUCUCCUGCCUCACGAUUUCUUUUUCAUCAUCUUCUUUUCAACGCAACGCUAUUUUUAUUUUUUUCUUCUUUCACUCUUUUCUUCUCUUUCAUCCUCUUCGUCAUUUUAUUCUUUUUCUUACACAUCAUCUUUUCCACCGUUUACCUUUUCCUUUCCUUUUUCCUAUUCUCCCCUCGACCUCUUCUACUGUUUUUUCCUUCUUCCUCUCCUCUAA